UAUCGUGAGGAUUCGAUUACAGAAAAAAGCGAAAGAAAGUUGAUUCACACCUUUCCUUGGUAUAUUGUUCAUCGCUUACCGACCAUCAAAUUUUACAUCAAAUUUCGUCUCAACAUUUCAACAACCUCAAUUUAUUUAUUUGGUUCAGAAUAUUUUCUUUGCUUUUGCUUCUUCAUUCAGUAAAUGGUUUUAACGAGAAGUAAAUCUUUACAAUUGCUUAAACACAAACAAUCAACCUGUCACCAGCCAAUAUUUAAACAACAAACUAAAACUAACUCUAAAAAAUUUCCAAAAACACCGAACAAAUUUCCAUUAAAGCUUUGGGAUAUUGUAGAGUCCAAAGAAAUACAAGCAGUUGAAUGGCGGAAAGAUGGAACAGCUAUUGGUAUUGAUCCAGUUGAAUUUCAGUAUAUUUUGAGAACCAAUCAGUUGGGUUUUAAAACAGUAAUUCUCAAAGCGUUUCUUAGACAACUAAACAUUUAUGGAUUCCGUAAAGUCAAUAGCGAAACAAAUUAUCUUGAAUAUGAACAUCCAUUUUUUCGCAAAAACAAACCAAUUCUUUCAAAAGUUUUAAGAAAUGUAUCUUACAAAAAUGAAUUGGACCAGCCGCAAAUAACUUCGAUUACAUCCUCACAGGAGUCAGGUAUCGAAGUCAAGAAAGAAAACUCGAUUGGUGAAGAAAAUUUAAGCGAAGAUCCGGAAUCGACAACUCCAUAUACUCAAGAUUCUGAGACCUUGACUGAAAAGACCCCGAAUUUAUCGCAAAAGAAAAAUCUAAAUAGUGAUUUUGGUGAAGCUAAAGCAAGCUCUCCGAAAACAGUCCAGAUCGAGGCAUCGAAAGCCCCCGAAUCAGUUUAUGUUCACUAUAACUACUAUGGAAAGACUCGAAAUGGUAAAUUAAAAGAAACGAAGUCCUGCUGGGAUGCAACAUUUGCCGAAGAUUUACCUGCUAAUGCUUAUUUUUUUUGAGCAACACAAUUUAAUCAUUUGAGUGUUCAAUUCCACAUUUCACUUUGAGAUGCUUCACAAAACCCGAAUGCAUUAAUUAAAUAUGCUUUUAACUAUUAAUAAAGAUCAAAUAUUUUG
Tetranychus urticae (two-spotted spider mite) is the source of this 1086-nucleotide messenger RNA. RefSeq lists its product as uncharacterized. Gene Ontology annotation, biological process: regulation of DNA-templated transcription. The record is from RefSeq and is a predicted model, not a curated record. Gene Ontology annotation, molecular function: sequence-specific DNA binding; DNA-binding transcription factor activity. Lineage: Eukaryota; Metazoa; Arthropoda; Arachnida; Trombidiformes; Tetranychidae.